GUUUUGAUACAUUAAAUCCACUUGUCCUACGUGUAGCUAGGGACAACAUCUAGAUCUAUAUGUACUCUACUGCCUUUGUUAUUAAUAAUUAGUUUACUCUUUAAAUCUAAUCUUUUGAAUUUAUAGAUAGAUCUAUGUUAAAAUCCUAGAUCUAAAUGUUUGGAUGACAUCUGCAUUUCUACUGUGACAAGACUAUGACACUCAUUGGCUAGCCGCUAGAGUAGUACUAAUGUUUUAGUAUAUUGAACCGGAACUAUUAAGUAGUACAUGAACCGCGAGGUGGCGUUUAAUGUUUGACCUAAUAAUCCGAAAAAUGUCUUCUGCAAUGUUUUCGUUUCACUUCGUGGUUUUGCUUAUUGUAUUCCUAUGUGUUUUGGCUCAGGCACCUAAAAGAAGAUUUGAAUAUAAACUAAGUUUUAAAGGGCCUCAUCUUGUUCAAAGAGAUAAUAGCGUUCCGUUUUGGGAAUACUUUGGAGAUGCUUUAGCAGGAGAUGAAGGCAUUAGAAUCACACCAUCACUAAGAAGCAAAAAAGGCUCUGUGUGGUCCAAAAAUAGACUUGAAAGUAAAGGAUGGGAAAUAGAAGCUGGAGUUCGAGUUACAGGCAGAGGCAGAAUAGGUGCAGAUGGAAUGGCAAUUUGGUUUACAGAGGGUCGUGGUGCUGCAUCAGAUAAUCAGUUGGACAAUGCUGUGUUUGGAGCAGCAGAUAAAUGGAAGGGUCUUGGUGUGUUCUUAGAUUCUUUUGAUAAUGAUGGACAACACAACAAUCCUUACAUUAUGGCUGUAGUCAAUGAUGGGACUAUUGCUUAUGACCACCAAAACUUGGAGCGCACAAUGGGUGAUGGCAGUCAACAAAAUUUAGGUGGCUGUUUAAGAGACUUCCGUAACAAACCAUUCCCAGUCAGAGUUAAGAUUGAAUACUACAACCAAAUUCUGACAGUCAGAGUUCACAAUGGUUUGACCAACAAUCAGAAUGACUUUGAAAUCUGCAUGAGUGCCUCAAAUGUUGUGCUACCUACUUCAGGAUACAUUGGUAUUUCUGCAGCCACUGGUGGCUUGGCUGAUGACCAUGAUGUUCUAUACUUACUGACCCACUCACUGCAUGACCCAACUGUGGACACCAGUCAAGUGUCAGAAGAAGAAAGGUUAAAGUUUGAGAAAGAGUUCCAGCAGUAUCAAGAUGAAUUGGAUAAAGCCAAACAAGAUUACCAGAAGGAACAUCCUGACCAGAAGUAUGAGGAGGAAGGAGAGGACCAAUGGUUCCAGUCUCAGAAUGAGAAAGAAAUGAAACAAAUCUUUGAUGGACAGAACAUGAUUAACAACGUGCUGAGGGAGGUGAACAGAAAGUUGGAUGAGUUGAUGGGCCGCCAGGAGAUGGUUAUCUCAAGAAUCAACUCAAUGCCUGUUGGACAAGGGCAGCAGGGAGGUCAAGUUCAGGGAGGAGGCCAACAGCAGAUCUCUGGUGGAAUACAAAGACAUGAAAUUGAUAGACUUUUGAACAAUCAAAAUUCACUUUUGCAACAACUUGGCGAUCUCAAAUACACAGUGAAUGACAUCCAACAAAAAGCUAGCAGCAUUCAGAACCAGGCUGGCGGUGGUGGCGGAGGUGUUCAAGAUAAGAUGGCUCUACACGAGAUGAAAGAUAAAAUUUCCGGUAUUGGUAACGAUGUCAGAGAAAUAUUGAAUAAACCUCAGGCCAAUUUACAGUGUCCACCUCCAUCAUCCCAGGGAUGUCUUUCAUCAACAGUUUUCUUCUUGGCCUUAAUAGUUCAAUUUGUACUUACCAUAGGAUACAUGGUCUAUAGAUCUAAUAAAGAAGCUCAAGCUAAAAAGUUUUAUUAAAAAAGUCUCCCAUAGAAUGUUGUCUGUACUGUAGAGGUGCCUGAGGGUGCUUCAGUAAGAGAGCUUCAGGUCAUCAAAUGAUAUAUUUCAAUUUCUUCCAUUUCAGUUCCCAUUCCCAUCACCCAACUUAUAUCAAAUAUUUAGAUCAGAAAAUGUUUCAAUUCUCAUUUUAAUUCAUUUAUACAACUUAUAUUUUGUUUCUAUUUCAAUCUGAUGAUGUUAGAUUGGCUUGUCAGGUCAAGUCAGAGCAUUUAGAGCAAAAGUUUGUAGGAAAUGUUGACUGACUUUGUGUUCUUUAAGUGUUAAUUUUGUAGACAUAAAUUCAUAAUGUUUUAAUGGCUUUGACUGACGCAAGGAUGUGGAGUGUGUGUGUGUGAUGCAAUGAGCUGACACAGUCAUUCCUGGAUGUUGUACAUUAUUCGUGUCGACUUUUGAGCUUGUGCCGUCUGUUUAUUUGGGCCAAGGUAAUGUUAUUGUGAUAUUCUUUGUGAUUAGGAUCAAAACUAUAAAGUGUGCUUGCUCAGCCAUUUUACUGGUUGACCUGGUCUACAGCUACAUUGUGAGAUGAACCUUGAAUCAAAGCUGUUGUUAUAUUUCAAUAUUUAUUUCUUGGAGACAAGUUUUGUGUAUCAAAAAUGUUCAUGACAGUUUGCCUUUGUCCUCAGAGAAAAUUACUUGAACCUUGGCAGCAUUGAUUUGAGAGCAUAUAUAUCUUUCUAUAUAUGUAUGGAUGUCAUGUACAUGCCUAUGGUUUCUUGUACAAAAUAUUUACUAGCACUUUUUUUUCUUAUUAGGUGAGGGUGUAAGUGUGUGUUUUUUUAAUUUACUUUGGAUACAAGUUUUAUUUUACUUGAAAAGUGUUUUGUCAACGCAUUUGGUUUUCAUUCUACUCAAUUUUUUUAGACUUUGUUGAAUGGUCUGUAUGUGGAGGAUUGAAUAACUAAAGGUGGCACAAUGAUCCCAAGCUAGACUUAAAGGAUUGAUUUUGAGUCUUAGUUGAGGCUUUGGGUGUCUUUUAUUAAAUACAAUAUAUUUUGAAAGAGGGUUGUUCUGGUUACAUGACACUUUCAUGAACUGUUGAUUAGGAAACUAAAUGGCUUGAAAGGAAAGUUUGUUAUCCAAAGAAUGUAUUAUAAAAUGAUAAUUUCAUACCAAGGCCUAGCAUAUAUGAACCAAGUCUCCUUCAGUGUCAUCUAUAUGGAUGAUGUAGUUGGAUGGUUAUAUUUUUAUGAGUCAAAACUUUUGCUUUAAUUUUAUUGACAUCAUUUGUUGACAUAAAUCAUUUCUAUGUUCAAUUGACUGUUUAUUGAAGCUUUACACUUGUGCCAACGAGCACAGAAUUAACUUUUGUUCUCUUCUUGAUAUUAAUUCUGGAGAUUAACAGAUAUAAGAUAUGUACAAGGUGGACAACUUUAUUUUCCUCUAAAGACUCUGUACAGAAGGUAAAACAUGAGUCUUGUGCUGCUUUCAGUCAGUGUUGGCUAAUGGUCACAAAACUAAUGUUCAGACUAUGGGUAUAGCAUGAGCUUAGUAUGUAUAAGAAUAAAUACUGGGAUUAUAAGUUUUUUAGUUUGUUUUUUUAAAUACAGAUACCGGUACAAGAAAGAAAUACAAAUAUGUAGCAAUCUACAAAUCCAUUGAGAUUUUAGUUUACUGAUGAUUUUAUUGGCCUUCUUGUCUUUUGUACUUGUGUGAAACAAUAUACUGAGUUCAGUAAAAAUGUUGACAUGAAAUAUUUCUGUCUCAUUGUCAAACCUAUUUUAUUCUUGUCCCAAAAAAAAGGGUGUAGCUAAAUUUUAAGUUUUCUAGAAUGAAAAUAUACCUGUAUUCAAUUAUACAAAGUAAUUUUAAAAGAAUAACUAUAUAUUGAAUAUCUUGUGACUAUGUUUUCGAGUCAGUGUAGAUGAGAAAUGCAAUUCAAUAAAAAGAACCAAUUAUUGAAAAUGGCACAUCUUAUCACAUGGCAAACUAGUCUGUAUUCAACUCUACAUGUAUUUCUAAAUGUUCUAGUCAGAUCUGGUUACAGUGAGCUACUUACAAUCAUUUUGACUAGCCCUAACAUUGUGUAUGUAAUGGUGUGUUAGUUUUGUCACCAUACUCCUGGCUGUUAGUCAAGGUACACUGAUAGUGCCUAAUGAGUUCUGACUAAACAUGUGUGUGAAGAGUGUGAUCCCUAGUGAGAUGUAUCCAAAGCAUGGUGGCAUCACAUGCUGGUAGUGUUGAUGGUCUCCUCUUUAGAAUGAUUAGCUUUAAAACUAUUUUAUCUUUGGUUGUUCAAUAUAUGUUGUUCAUUUGGUGUAUGUGCGUAAGUGUCAAUCUGUUCAUUAAAGCUUUAAAAGGAAUCAUUCAUGUGAAAAUGUGCAGAGAUAACCUUCUAAAGAUACUUUAUUUGUAUUCACAUGGGAGGAAGUGGCAUAACAAUUCUUAUUCUAUUAGCCCUCUAGAUGGAACUUUUCAAGGCUCGAGUCUAUUGAUUUUUUUUUAGAACAAAUGCUAUGUGUAGGUCCUUUAUUAAUAUCACAAAUAAAUCUCAAUUAUUCAACUGCCAUUAUUUCACAAAAAUGUUUACUCUCUGACCAUAACACAAAAACAUUUUUUUUAAAGUUCUCAUGCCUGAAAAAAAUGUGCAUUUGAUUGUCUAUGGAUAACCAUGUAAGAGCACUGCUACUAUAGUGGAUAUAAGUAAAAAAAAGAAAUAGACUAAUCUAGAUGUGCAUAUCUAUCUGGUGCAAAAGAAAAGUAUUUGUUUGCCCCAUAUGAUAAAUUCCAUUGAUAUUCUUCUCUUAGCAAUUAUCAAAUUUCUACUGUCAAUCAAAAGUAUCUACUCUUAAAACUAAUCAAAACAAAAUAAGUUAUUUAGUUGUACGAAAGUUAUCAAAGCAUCUAUUGUAUUGUUUUCAAAUGAGUUAAGUGUAUGUGUUGAUUUGGUGGUCAGAUUUCUGUUCUUUUGGUGAUGGGUCAUGAGUACUGCUGUACUAAAUGAAGUAAUAAACAUUCAAUUGUCA
Molecule: messenger RNA, 4845 nt
Organism: Biomphalaria glabrata
Lineage: Eukaryota; Metazoa; Mollusca; Gastropoda; Planorbidae
Product: protein ERGIC-53-like
Exons: 15
Coding region: 290-1840 (516 amino acids)
Biological process (GO): endoplasmic reticulum to Golgi vesicle-mediated transport; endoplasmic reticulum organization; Golgi organization
Cellular component (GO): Golgi membrane; endoplasmic reticulum-Golgi intermediate compartment; endoplasmic reticulum membrane
Molecular function (GO): D-mannose binding
Source: RefSeq, a predicted model, not a curated record